AUGCUCUCCAUGACGUACAGCGAGAGCCUGCGCAGCGUGGCCAGCCGGCACCCCCCCGAGUGGGGGCUGCCGCCGGCCCCCCGGCCGGCGGAUGGGCUGGAGCUGCGGCGGCUGCGGGACGUGCGGGCGGCAGCGCGGGCGAAGACGCUGGAGGAGUUCCUGCGGAUGCACGGGCUCUCCCUGGCCGACAGCACCGCCCGCGCCACCGGCAUGAAGUACAGGAACCUCGGGAAGUCGGGGCUGCGCGUGUCCUGCCUGGGCCUGGGGACGUGGGUGACUUUUGGAGGGCAGAUCACAGAUGAGAUGGCAGAGCAGCUGAUGACUUUAGCCUACGACAACGGCAUUAAUCUCUUCGACACGGCAGAAGUCUACGCUGCCGGCAAGGCCGAGGUGGUGCUGGGGAACAUCAUCAAGAAGAAAGGGUGGAGACGGUCCAGCCUGGUGAUCACUACCAAAAUCUUCUGGGGAGGAAAGGCCGAGACAGAGAGGGGACUGUCCCGAAAGCACAUCAUAGAAGGUCUGAAGGCGUCGCUGGAGCGGCUGCAGCUGGAGUACGUGGAUGUGGUGUUCGCCAACCGGCCCGACCCCAACACGCCGAUGGAAGGGGACCCAUUUAGUUCCUCCAAGUCCAGGACUUUCAUCGUAGAAGAGACGGUGCGAGCCAUGACCCACGUCAUCAACCAGGGGAUGGCCAUGUACUGGGGGACCUCGCGCUGGAGCUCCAUGGAGAUCAUGGAGGCGUACUCGGUGGCCCGGCAGUUCAACCUGAUCCCGCCGAUCUGCGAGCAGGCCGAGUACCACAUGUUCCAGCGGGAGAAGGUGGAGGUGCAGCUCCCCGAGCUCUUCCACAAGAUAGGCGUCGGAGCCAUGACCUGGUCCCCGCUGGCCUGCGGCAUCGUCUCGGGGAAGUACGACGGGGGGAUCCCCCCCUACUCCCGCGCCUCGCUGAAGGGAUACCAGUGGCUGAAGGACAAGAUCCUGAGCGAGGAAGGCCGGCGGCAGCAGGCGAAGCUGAAGGAGCUGCAGGCCAUCGCCGAGCGCCUGGGCUGCACCCUGCCCCAGCUCGCCAUCGCCUGGUGCCUGCGCAACGAGGGCGUCAGCUCCGUCUUGCUGGGUGCCUCCAACGCCGACCAGCUGAUGGAGAACAUCGGAGCAAUACAGGUCCUUCCGAAGCUGUCGUCUUCCAUCGUCCACGAGAUCGAUAGCAUCCUGGGCAACAAACCCUACAGCAAGAAGGACUACAGAUCCUAA
Gymnogyps californianus (California condor) is the source of this 1251-nucleotide messenger RNA. It is a transcript of the gene KCNAB2, whose product is annotated as potassium voltage-gated channel subfamily A regulatory beta subunit 2. Gene Ontology annotation, biological process: regulation of potassium ion transmembrane transport; regulation of action potential; potassium ion transport. Gene Ontology annotation, cellular component: cytoplasm; juxtaparanode region of axon; extrinsic component of cytoplasmic side of plasma membrane. Bases 1 to 1251 code for a protein of 416 amino acids. The record is from RefSeq and is a predicted model, not a curated record. The transcript has 15 exons. Lineage: Eukaryota; Metazoa; Chordata; Aves; Accipitriformes; Cathartidae. Gene Ontology annotation, molecular function: potassium channel regulator activity; voltage-gated potassium channel activity; transmembrane transporter binding.